AUGUCGACGUCAUCAUCAUCAUCGUCAGCUGCCGGCGGCGCGCAGACGUCGCCCAUUGCGAUGAGCUACGCCUCGUCGUCGUCGAUCCCCGUCGGCUUCGGCAUGAGCGGCGAGUCGCUGUACGCUGCCUCGGAGUCGCUGCCGGUCGAGCGUGUGACGCGGCUGGGCGAGGGCCAGCACAGCCCGACCCACGGCCUGCCGGCGAGCGAGGUGCUCACGAUCGACUUCAAGAACGACGAGAUCGAAUUCCACGAAGAGCUGGGGCGAGGGGCCAGCGGCGCCACCGUCUACGCCUGCUCCAUCAAGGGCAUGUUCUUUGCUGCGAAGAUCAUGGACAGCAGUACCUUCCCCAGCGAGGAGCAGACCCAGCGCAUGCUCUCCGAGAUCAGCAUAACGGCGCAGCUGCGACACGAGAACGUUGUGCGACUGCUGGCCUUCGAUUAUCGGGAAGACAAGAAGGAGAUCCGCAUGUUCACCCAAAUCUACCCCGAGACUCUCUGGCAGGUGAUCGCCAGCCGGGCCGCCACGGGCAAACCCUUCACGCCGAAGGAGGUGGUCGAUUUUGCAUUCCAGAUAGCGAGGGGCCUGCACUACCUCGGCAGGCAGGAUCCGCCCAUCAUCCACCGCGACCUCAAGAGCGACAAUAUCUUCGUGUCGUGGGACAAUCAUCGAAAGCCGCGCAGGCUGCACAUCGGCGACUUUGACACGUCCAAGAUACUGGAUACCACCGGGGCCAAGACCUUCACCCAAGUGGGCACCCCUGGCUGGAUGGCGCCCGAGGUGUUCACAGAGAGCGGGAGGGGACACGGCGUCAAAGCCGAUGUGUGGAGCUUCGGCAUGGUGCUGUACGAGCUCAUAGUGAUGAAGCAGCCCUACUUCGACAAGAACCACUUCGAAAUCUCGACCUGCAACGUCAAAGGCAUUCGGCCGACGGUGCCGGAGAGCGUGGACAAGGAGGCCUUCAAGGAGCUGCUCAAACUCUUCAACAAGUGUACAAACAAGAAGCCGCAGGACCGACCAAGCACUGCCGACAUCCUUGCCACCCUGGCCGCCAUGUAA
This is a messenger RNA of Acanthamoeba castellanii str. Neff, 1059 nucleotides long. RefSeq names its product protein kinase domain containing protein. The transcript has 8 exons. Gene Ontology annotation, biological process: protein phosphorylation. The record is from RefSeq and is a predicted model, not a curated record. Gene Ontology annotation, cellular component: cytoplasm. The coding region runs from base 1 to 1059 and encodes 352 amino acids. NCBI's taxonomy places the organism in Eukaryota, Discosea, Longamoebia, Acanthamoebidae. Gene Ontology annotation, molecular function: ATP binding; protein serine/threonine kinase activity.